CCAUUAACACAAAGUUAUUAGAGAUGAAGUUUGAGAAAUGGCUGGGAUAUCUUCUGGACCAAACUUUUCCAGAAUGGAGAGAUCGUUAUCUCUCCUACAGCCUUUUCAAGACUCUAAUCAAGCUCUCAGAAUCUGAGAAAAACAACACAAAUACAGGAGACCCACAUGAAGAUUGUUUGGAUAAAUAUGAAGAGGACUUUAUCCGUUUACUCAAGGUAGAAGUAGACAAGCUUAACAGAUUCAUGGAGGACAAAUCUAAGGACUGUAGUAUUCGUUUACAGGAACUGAAAAUUGGGAUUGAAAAGCUUAAGAAUGGUCAUGCACAAGCCAGUGCAAGGGGGGAAAUAAUUGUACUUGUCAAAGAUCUGGUGAACUUGCAUGGAGAGUUGGUCCUUCUUGAGAACUAUAGUGUAUGGAAUUACACAGGGCUAAGGAAGAUCUUGAAGAAAUACCGUAGAAGAAUACGAGCUGUACUUGGGGAAAAUUUUAUCAUGUCAAGCUUUGCUUCUGAAACUCUCUCAAGCCUUAUAAGUGAAUGCCAAAGCCUCCUGCCGUUCAUUAAUUCUUUGUUCUGUGGAGAUAAGGAGGCGGAUCAGGAUAAUAUUAUGAGAGAGAUAAUGCUUUUAGACAAUGAGAACGAGCAGAUUGUAUAUACAAACUUAGUUGCUGCUCUCAACAUUCUAAAUGACAUGAAUAGACUGAGCUCUGUCGAUAAUAGUGAUGGAUAAACUAGUGGAUUCAGUCAUAGAGAACUUUCAUUUUAGAAGGAUGUAAAAGAAGUAUUUGUAAGCUAAGAAGUCAUAAUGUGGGCUUACUAGUUUUUCUUUCUCUUUUUGUAUGCUGUUGUGCAAGAACUAUUUGCUCAAUUACAUUGAGUUUAUGCUUUAAUGGGACCCCUUCGUUAA
Cryptomeria japonica (Japanese cedar) is the source of this 905-nucleotide messenger RNA. Its product is annotated as SPX domain-containing protein 2. Gene Ontology annotation, biological process: cellular response to phosphate starvation. The coding region runs from base 24 to 728 and encodes 234 amino acids. Lineage: Eukaryota; Viridiplantae; Streptophyta; Pinopsida; Cupressales; Cupressaceae. The record is from RefSeq and is a predicted model, not a curated record. The transcript has 3 exons.